AGUUGGCCUGUCAAGUGUUGGCCUACAAAUUUGUCAAUUAAAAUGAACAGCUGUCCAUAAACAUUAUUUUUAUUUAUUCAUGAUUGAUUUGUAACAUUGAAAAGUGUUCGUUAAAUCUGUACUAAGAUUAGUGGCUGUUGAUUUAAAAUAUUAUCUUGUAGUUUAAGUUCGAGUAUGUCGAUACCUCCACUAGUUUGCAGUACUCCUCCACCUCCCGAACAGUGCGAGGAUGACAAAGACCACGAAGAUUUUGAUUUGCAAUACAAUUUGUCUCCAGAUGAUGAUGAGGACAACAAUGAGUUUAACUAUGGUAACUAUACCACUUACAACUAUCAAACCGCAACAGAACCAGUAGGAGAUAUACAAUGGCCCCAUAAUGUAUCAGAAACUACAGACAACAUAGACAAAUUCAGUAUUAAAAGUGAAAUUAACAGUUGUGAUAACAUUACUCCAAUUAGUUUGAACAAUGAUAAUACCUCUAAAGUAGAAGAAGCAAUAAUUGAAGACUUAAAUUUAAUUAUUGACAAAGAUAAUAUAGAUUCCACAGAUUUAGAACCAUGUUCAAAACUGGAAAGUAAUAAAGAUGAUAGUAGUGCGAGUUCUGAUAAUGAUUCGAGGAUAAAAGAGCAUGGUAAUAGUGAUGUGGAACCAGAGGAUUUAGCACCGACAUUGGAAUCAAAUGAAAGCACCAGUGGUUCUCCAUAUUUUAAUGAAGAAAUCUGUGACAAGGAAACGCAGGUAAUAGAAGUCUGCGAUGUAGAUAUGAAUGAAACAACUAUGGUUAACGAAAUUAAUACAGCUGAGACCACAACCGCAAGAGAUAAUUUAGCUUCAGUAAAAGGUUCAGAAGAAAAUGUAAUUGAAAGUGAAAAUGUCGCCGAUGUUAAUAAAACUGUAGUUAGUGAUGAUGACUUUGGUGAUUUCGAAGACUUCCAAUUUACAAAUACACAGAGAGAGCAAGUUCUUCCGAUUAGUAGUGAAAAUCCAUGGGACGAUACCUGUGGGAGUCCAGCUUUUGUUGAAUUUAAGGCAAACUUUGAUAAUAAUGAAAUAGCAUCUAAAGACAGUUAUGAUGUGUCUCCAGAGAUUGAAGAACCUAAAGUAGAUGAUGAUGAUGAUGAUUUUGGGGAUUUCGAUGAUUUUAAAUCAUCCGAACCAGUCAAAGAAACAACGGAAGAUGUGAAUGAUCCUACACCAGUAUUUGAUGUCAGUUUACCCGAUAAUGAAUUACAAAUAUGUGAGAGCAUAAGUGGAUUGUUAACUCCGAUAUUUGCUGAGGAGAUAUUAGAGCCUGAUGAUGAAAUUGUCGGAAAACUGGAAUCAUUUUUAAGCGAAACAUGGGGACACUUGAUUGACAUUGAUGUGAGACAACCUUAUAUGGUCAAUUGGAACAACUCAUUAGGUCAGAAGACUCUUCUAAAAGCAUUGUGUAUAGAUUCAAGAAAUAUUCUCUUUGGACCUAAAUGGCAUUAUAACAUGCCGAAAUAUGCUGCUAAUUUAAGUGCAGCACCACUUCAGCCACAGAAGCAAAUCCAACAGUCCAAUUCUAUCAACACCGACUCAAGCGAGAAGACCAACAAGGAACCCACCACCUGGGUAGACCCAUUCACACAAGACGGACAAGAAUCUUGCAAUACAGAAAAUGAAAGCACCAUUGAACCGGCUAAACGACCAACAGAUCUGGAUGUUUUUGGGGACACACCGACACCGAUGAAUAAAAUCUAUUCUAGCACCAUUAAGGUUCAACCAGUGAGACAUAUCAAUUUACCAGACACGCAUAUAUUUACACCGACCGAUUCAGAAACGCCGAGAUCCAAAACAAUACAUUACGACACUGAAUCUAAUCCGGUCCCCAUUCCCAUGAUAGAGAACGGUAAAAACGAAGACAAUCCAUCUUCUGAUAAUACAGAAAUCGAUAAUGAGUAUUGGGAGUUUCAAGAUUUCAAAGCUCAGAAUGAAGUGGCUUCAAUAGAAAUGAUUCAAGCAACGGAACUCAAAACUGAGCCCCAACCACCUGUGAAUGCUGUACCAAAUCCGAGUGUAACAUAUCAGACACAGAUUUUACAACCGAUUAAAAUGGAGCCGGUUAUGCCAACAUUGAACUGGCCUGAUCCGGGAGAAGUUAAAGAGACAUUUGAUGAUUUCUCUGAUUUCAUAUCAAACAGCACCUGGAAUACAGAUAAAGGGACUAAUCCAUCAGUUCUAGACAAAAAAGUUGAUGAAGAUGCUAAAGAGACUAAGGAAGUAAAUACAAUUAAAUUAGAUUGUAUCGAUGAUGAUUUUAAUACAUUCCAAACUGCCCCAGCUUCGACUGUGACCAAUGAUUUUUUAGAUACUUUUACAUCCCCACAAAUCGUCUCACAAAACUUUAUUCCCAAAAUUACACCAGAUAACAAUAAAACGAUUUUAUCAGAGAGCAAAGACAAAAAUGUUGACCAUAGCAGCAUGAAAAUGGAAACUAAAAGUCCCUCAUUAAAAGCUAGUGCCACCGACAGUAUGUUCAAGCAAAUGCCCAACAAUAAUCCCAUUAAACAUCUCACUUCUGACAUAUUACAGCCAACCAAUGCAAGCACUAGUGGGUUCAAUAGAAAUCAACAAAAUUCAGUUCAAAUACUACAACCGUUGUCCUUAGAAGGUUACUCUCAAAUAAAUUGGCCUAACCCUGGAAUAGAUUUACAAGAUCUAUCUAGAUUCAAUCCAGUUGACAGCGUUCAUACAAUUAAGAAUGAUGGCAGUGUUAGUGGGAACAGUAAAGGGUCAUCACCGGCCCAUAAUGUCAGUGUGGUUCACAAAGAAACACCAGAGGAUGAUAUUUGGGGUGAUUUUGUAUCAAGUGUCCCAAAACCUCAGACGGCAACAGCGAAGACAGUUCCAACUUUCCUUGAUGACGAUGAGUGGACAGACUUUGUAUCCAGUCCAUCAGUUAAACCUGUCAACGGCUUGAGUACCAUAAGUUUGAAUGUGCACACCAAUUUGAACAUGCAUAAAACAAACACUAACAAAUUGGCUAGGGCCAAUCAAAUGCAACUCGACAUUCCACAACUGAAUUACAUCACACCCAAGUCUAAUAACCGGGGCAUAUACACAGAGAAACAUUUCCAAAAUUUAUAACAGUACUGCAACUAUGUUUAUCUCAUGACUUUGUACUUAACGUAGUGUAAGUGAUAUGUAAAUAGUGGCGGUGAUGGUAAAUUACAAAUGUAUGAUCAUUUUUACCAAUAUUAAAUUUAUUAUUUAUUAUAAUGUUCAAUUCGUAAUUAUUGUUUGAUUAUAUUUUAGGUGAUAUGUAUUAAUUGAAUUAUAAUAUAACUCAUGCCCGUCCUUAGUAUUAUGAUUAUUUCAAUUUUAAUUUAAUUUUUUUUUUUUUAUUUGUUUAGAAACAUCUGUAAAAUAUGUAAUUUUAUGUGAUAAAGCUUUCAAUUAGGUAACAUUAUUAUUUUGAAAGAAGCAAUACCUAUUUAUUGUUUAGAUAUAAAGUAUUAAAUCAUCUGUAUAUAAUGUCAAAAGUGUAUAAAAUGUAAAAAAAAAAAAACAUCACAUUAAAAUAAUAUACUGGA
Danaus plexippus (monarch butterfly) is the source of this 3557-nucleotide messenger RNA. RefSeq lists its product as uncharacterized. Bases 175 to 3111 code for a protein of 978 amino acids. The record is from RefSeq and is a predicted model, not a curated record. NCBI's taxonomy places the organism in Eukaryota, Metazoa, Arthropoda, Insecta, Lepidoptera, Nymphalidae. Gene Ontology annotation, molecular function: clathrin binding. The transcript has 4 exons. Gene Ontology annotation, biological process: intracellular transport. Gene Ontology annotation, cellular component: trans-Golgi network membrane; AP-1 adaptor complex.